AUGGCUCAAAGUUUCAUUGGGAAACCAAUUGCUCUCAUUUCCCAUUCAGAUGUACGAUACAGGGGGAUACUAGCUGGUAUCGAUGCCCAGGCCUCAACGAUACAACUCUCUAAUGUGUAUUCAAUGGGCACGGAGAAUCGGCGGCUAGGCCCGGAUUUCAUUCCACCAGUUCAAGAACCAUACGAUUAUAUCAUCUUCCGUGCUUCAGAAGUUAAGGAUCUUUCCGUCGAUGAGCCUGUCCAGCGGCGGAGUGUGCAUGACGACCCAGCAGUGAUUGGGGCAUCCACUGCGUCUGCUCCCCAGCAGCCGUAUGGUUUCAACUCUGUACCACCACAAGCAGCUCCUGCGCCUGCCCAGCCUCUCGUAGCGCAGUCGCAACCACCCGCCGCGUUCGCCAAUGGAAGAGCCCCUCAAACUGCCCAAACCCCUCCUGAGCAGCCUGCUUCUACCGCUAACCCUUCGGCCAAUGCCACUUCGCGACACCCGCAACAGCAGCAACAGAGGCGUAACAACGCAAAUCCCAUACAUACGGCCACAGCAUCCUUGGAAACGGUUGAGCGCGCAUUAGGUGAUUUGAGAGUAUCUAACAACGGAAAUGCCCAGACUGGACGCAGCGGUCGUCGAGGUGGCGGACGCGAGCAUACCAAAGAGAUCAAAGUCCCCAAAACGGAUUUCGACUUCCAGAGCAAUAACGCAAAGUUUGACAAGGCUGCCAUCGCAAAGGUUGAAGGAGAACCAUCCUCUGAGGGGGAAGGCAAAUCAGACGCGGAAGCUAAAUCUCCGAAGUCGGAGCCUGCAUAUAACCCUCAGUCGUCGUUCUUUGACUCCUUGUCGUCGUCGACGCAGGGCCCAAUGAGCGCUCCUCGCGGUGGUGGCGGCGGACGCCGAGGCGGUGCUGCUGGCAGAAACAGAAGAGAGGAGGAGCGCGAGAGGAACUACGCUACCUUCGGUGAACCUGGAGGUAUCGGACUCAUGGGCCCUGGCCAGUACGUCGGUGGUUGGGGAGGAUAUGGGCGAAGGUCUGGUCCUGGGGCAGGCAGAGGCCGACGAGGGGGCGUCCCGACUGGUACACGAUGA
Messenger RNA from Pleurotus ostreatus (oyster mushroom), 1077 nucleotides. RefSeq lists its product as uncharacterized. Lineage: Eukaryota; Fungi; Basidiomycota; Agaricomycetes; Agaricales; Pleurotaceae. Gene Ontology annotation, cellular component: P-body. The transcript is spliced from 5 exons. Gene Ontology annotation, molecular function: mRNA binding. The coding region runs from base 1 to 1077 and encodes 358 amino acids. The record is from RefSeq and is a predicted model, not a curated record. Gene Ontology annotation, biological process: P-body assembly; cytoplasmic stress granule assembly.